AUGGACUCUUCAGGAUCAGCAGCUAUCAAUACGCAUAUCUCAGCGGAGCAGAUCCUACGGGAUGUGUACAAGAAGGGCCAGAAAGCAAAAGGAUCCACUAACAUUGAUAUACUAGACUUGGAAGAGCUUCGAGAGUACCAAAGGAGAAAAAGAACAGAAUAUGAGGGUUACUUGAAGAGAAAUAGACUUGACAUGGGCCAAUGGAUCCGCUACGCGCAAUUCGAAAUAGAACAACAUGAUAUGAGGCGUGCCAGAUCCAUCUUUGAAAGAGCUUUACUAGUAGAUAGUUCCUUUAUCCCACUAUGGGUACGAUACAUUGAUGCUGAACUGAAAUCCAAAUGCGUUAACCACGCUAGAAACCUUUUGAACAGGGCUAUCAGUACAUUGCCCAGAGUAGACAAGUUAUGGUAUAAGUAUCUCAUAGUCGAAGAGUCGUUGAAUAAUAUCGAUAUUGUACGAUCGUUAUACGCCAAGUGGUGCUCUUUGGAACCAGGCAUCAAUGCAUGGAAUUCUUUUGUUGAUUUUGAAAUAAGACAGAGAAGUUGGAACAGCGUAAGAGAAAUCUAUUCCAAAUAUGUCAUGGUUCAUCCCCAAAUUCAAACGUGGCUAAAUUGGGUCAAGUUUGAAAAUAGACAUGGCAAUUAUGAAUCUACAAGAAGCGUAUACUCGUUAGCGUUAGACACCAUAGCUAACCUUCAAAAUCUGCAAAUUUGGUCCGAUGCCGAAGUUGCAAAAUUAGUAAAUUCAUUUGCCCAUUGGGAAGCUACACAACAAGAAUACGAAAGGUCUACUGCCCUUUAUAGAAUUUCUAUAGAGAAGUGGCCUUCCAAUCUAUUACUUAAAAAUGGACUGUUGGAUUUUGAAAAACAAUUCGGUAAUAUAAACUCUAUAGAAGAAACUAUUAGUUAUAAAAGGAAAAUGGACUAUGAAACGACAUUGACUCGUAACGUAUAUGAUUAUGACACUUGGUGGCUGUAUUUAGAUCUUAUCUUGGAAAGUUUUCCUGACCAAAUAAUGCAAUCUUUUGAAAAAGCCAUCGUGGACAGCCGACCAAAAGUAUUAUCGAAGACUCUUCACUGGAAAAGAUACAUUUAUCUAUGGAUGAGAUAUAUAUGCUAUGUUGAGCUAGAACUCGAAGAUUCGCUUUUGGAAGACGAACUUUUUCAAAGAUUAAUCAACACUAUUAUCCCUCAUGAGCAUUUUACUUUCUCAAAAGUAUGGAUAAUGUAUGCCAAAUUUUUAAUACGACAUGAUGACAUAACAAAGGCGAGAAAAAUUUUAGGUAAAGCCAUUGGUUCAUGUCCCAGGGCCAAAAUUUUCAAAGGUUACAUUGAACUGGAAGUCAAGUUAAAAGAAUUUGAUCGUGUAAGAAAAAUAUACGAAAAAUUUAUUGAAUUUCGGCCCUCUGAUUUACAAAUUUGGUCACAAUAUGCAGAAUUAGAAGAAAAUUUAGGAGAUUGGGACAGAGUUAGAGGCAUAUACACAAUUGCACUGGAUGAGAAUUUUCAGUUUCUGACAAGGGAAGAUAAAAUCGAACUGCUUCAAAAAUACAUUACAUUCGAGACAGAGUCACAAGAAUUUGAAAAGGCAAGGAAGCUUUAUAGAUACUAUUUGGAACUGAAUGAAUAUUCCAUCCAAAGUUGGAUCGAAUUUGCCAUGUAUCAAAGCUCAACACCGACGGAACAACAACUAUCAGAUCUAGCAAAGCUACAAAGUGAAAAUGUAAAUGAAAAUAUUGAGUUCGAAAUCACCGAUGAAAAUAAGGUAGAGGCCAGAAAUGUCUUCGAGGAGGCCGUAAAGUUUUUCAAGGAUAAGAAUGAUAAAAAAGGGAGACUGUCUAUUUUAGAAGCACUUAAGGACUAUGAAGAAAGUUACGGUAGUGAAGUCGAUCAAGAAAUUGUCAAAAAGAGGUUCCCUAAAACAGUCAAAAAGUCAAAGGUACAAAAUGGCAUAGAAGAGGAGUUUGUAGACUACGUGUUUCCUGAUGAUAUAGACGAUGACAAGCGGAAACCGUCAAAGUUCUUAGAAUUAGCCAAAAAAUGGAAACAGGAACAAGUGCUUUAA
Saccharomyces mikatae IFO 1815 is the source of this 2064-nucleotide messenger RNA. It is a transcript of the gene CLF1, whose product is annotated as Clf1p. Gene Ontology annotation, molecular function: protein binding. The transcript has a single exon. NCBI's taxonomy places the organism in Eukaryota, Fungi, Ascomycota, Saccharomycetes, Saccharomycetales, Saccharomycetaceae. The record is from RefSeq and is a predicted model, not a curated record. Gene Ontology annotation, biological process: spliceosomal complex assembly; mRNA splicing, via spliceosome. Bases 1 to 2064 code for a protein of 687 amino acids. Gene Ontology annotation, cellular component: U2-type catalytic step 2 spliceosome; post-mRNA release spliceosomal complex; Prp19 complex.